GAAAGAAAGAAAAGUUGAAGCUACAGGCCUCAGAAACAGUUCCAUCUUUUUAAAAGCCUCUUUGGUUGGUCUGGUCUCGGGACCUGGUCCGGGUGGAGGGUGGUGGUCUGGGGGGUGUGUGGGGGGGUAAAGUGGGAGGUUUCUGUCUCUGCUCUCCUAUAGGCCGCCUCCUCCGUCCGUCAGCCAGAGGACGCGCUCCGGUUGGCUGCAGGAGGCUUCAUCAGGAGGCGGAUCCGCAGGUGUGUCCUCCUCCUCUUCCUCCUCCUCCUCCUCUUCCUCCUCCUCUCAUAGAGUCCUAGAGGCGGAGAGAAGGUGAUCAAUCUCCAUCCGUCUCCGUCUCCAUUAGAAAUCACCUUAAACACUCUGACAGACAACCACAAGACAACCACAAGACAACCACAAGACAACCACGAGUCCACUGAAAGAAAACCACUUUACUUUAUUAGAAACACCUGGAACCGACCGAACCGAGCUGAUACCUGCUGAUACCUGCUGAUACCUGCAACCGGGUUCUGGGCUCCGUGAUGUCUCUCCGGUUCCGGUUCUUACCUGGUUCUGGUUCUGGUUGUGGUUGGGUUUGAGUUUGGAGCCCUGCAGACUGCUGCAGACUGCUGCAGACUGCAGACUGACUGCUGCUGGAUACUUUUACUGCUGCUCGACUCUUGUUGGAGAAGAAGAGACGCGGAGAACAAACAAGUGACUUGGCUCGGCCUCCUGUCCACGUCAAGCUGCAGCAUCAUCGAGGUAAACCGAGCCACUGGCCUGAGCUGGAGCUGGGUGGAGCAGUGAGCGCCUGUAGCAUGAUGUCCUACCUCAAACAGCCUCCAUACGGAGUCAACGGCCUGGGGCUCAGCGGAGCAGCCAUGGACCUGCUGCACCCAUCCGUGGGAUACCCCUCGACCCCCAGGAAGCAGCGUCGUGAGCGGACCACCUUCACCCGGUCCCAGCUGGACAUCCUGGAGGCUCUGUUCGGUAAGACCCGGUACCCGGACAUCUUCAUGAGGGAGGAGGUCGCUCUGAAGAUCAACCUGCCGGAGUCACGAGUCCAGGUGUGGUUCAAGAACCGGAGGGCCAAGUGUCGGCAGCAGCAGCAGAGCGGCAACAGUGCCAAAGCCAGGCCGCCAAAGAAGAAGUCCUCUCCGGCUCGGGAGAGCACCGGCUCCGAGAGCAGCGGCCAGUUCACGCCUCCCGCCGUCUCCAGCACGGGGUCGUCCUCGUCUUCGUCCUCCUCCACCAAUCACACGGGCCCGGCGGCGCUCAGCAGCACCUCUACCUCCAUCAGCACCGUGUCCUCCAUCUGGAGCCCCGCCAUCUCCCCCGGAAACGCUCCGGCUCCCGCAGCGGCCCCGCUCCCUGAGCCCGGACCCCCUUCCAACGCCUCCUGUAUGCAGCGUUCGAUGUCGGGCUCCGCCGCCGCCGCCACCUCCUACCCCAUGUCCUACAACCAGACGCCGGGCUACGGCCAGGGCUACCCCGCCCCGUCCAGCUCUUACUUCAGCGGCGUGGACUGCGGCUCCUACCUGGCCCCCAUGCACUCCCACCACCACCCCCACCAGCUCAGCCCCAUGACGGCCUCGUCCAUGUCGGGCCACCCGCACCACCACAUCAGCCAGUCGUCGGGCCACCACCACCAUCACCACCACCACCAGGCCUACGGCGGCUCCGGCCUGGCCUUCAACUCCUCCGACUGCCUGGAUUACAAAGAGCAGACUGCGGCCUCCUCGUGGAAGCUCAACUUUAACACCACGGACUGCUUGGACUACAAAGACCAGGCCUCCUGGAGGUUCCAAGUCUUGUGAUCAGCCCUCUUUUCCCCCUCCUCCUCCUCCUCCUCCUCUUCCUCCCUGCUCGUCAGCUCCCUCUUAUUUUCCAGAUUAGCCCAUUGCUUGUUUUGAAAAGACAAAGUUUAUGAACCUUAAGAUAAGCAGAUAGCAGCCGGAACGUUUGCUCCCUCUCGUCCUCCAACGUCUUUUAAAAAAUACACACAAAAAAAAGAAGAGAAACAUUCCCUGAAGUUUCCUGACGAUGAAGAACGGGUUUUUAAGACGCUCAUUCUUGGAUGACCUUAAGAAAACUUUUUCAAAACUACAAAAAAAGAACCAAUCAAACUCCUUUUGACCAGCAGCUCUCUGGACGGGAGGAAUACUUUCCCCUCUGGUGCAGCGACAGGAACUUUCCUGCCGUGCUGCUCCUCGUUACCUCCGAACCCAAGAUCCUGUAUAGUUUUUAUUAUUUUAGGAUGACAGAGAUUUUUAGUCAGCGCCGCCGAGGAGUUGAAAUAUGUAAAUAUGUAUUUGGGUCAGUUACAGUGACCAUGUUUAGUUGGUGUUUUUUUGUUUUUUUUCGAAUUUGAAAUUGUUUAUUACCACAAAAAAGAAGAAAAAAAACCUGUAUGUAAAUCUUUCCAAAUAUUCCAAAGAGAACAAAUUGGCCAUAAAGUUCAGCUUUUAUAUAAAUAAUGUUUUUGGCAAUUUGAGGGAGAAAAAAAAUCUAAAGUAUAGAUGCAGAACUACUCUGGGCUUUUGUCCAGUUUGUUUUCCGGAUAUUAUUAUUAUUAUUAUUAUUAUUAUUAUUAUUAUUCUAACCUCUAUACAUUCUCAAACCAGACCUCCUCUCUCUUGUCGUGAUAUUGGACAUGUUGGAACCGCAGCACUUGGCUUGAUAUUGGAGUCAGAGCAUUUUUAUUUUUUUUUUGGAGAGGAAAUGUGGAAUUUAUAGCUCCAAAAAUGACAGUAAGAUGUUGAAUGUAUCUUUAAAGGCGAACCACCCUUACAUACAUGUUCAUCCAAUAAAGAUCCGUUAAGUCAUA
Molecule: messenger RNA, 2809 nt
Organism: Sebastes umbrosus (honeycomb rockfish)
Lineage: Eukaryota; Metazoa; Chordata; Actinopteri; Perciformes; Sebastidae
Gene: otx1
Product: orthodenticle homeobox 1
Exons: 4
Coding region: 801-1799 (332 amino acids)
Biological process (GO): multicellular organism development; regulation of transcription by RNA polymerase II
Cellular component (GO): nucleus
Molecular function (GO): RNA polymerase II cis-regulatory region sequence-specific DNA binding; DNA-binding transcription factor activity, RNA polymerase II-specific
Source: RefSeq, a predicted model, not a curated record